AUGGCUGACGACAAACCUCUUGUGGAUCUAAUAGGCGUAUUGCAAGCAGCCACAGUCGACAAAUAUAGUAGUUUCUUUAACAUCCUACAUUCGACAUAUCAAUCAGCUCUGCAAGGGUUAAAUAUUAAGGUGGAUGUUAUGGUGUCAAAGUCAUUAGAGGACUCGACCAAACAUAAAGCAAGACCCUUGUUAAUAAGGAUACACGGAGGCUAUUUGGUCACAGGCUCAAGUCUCUACCCACCAUGGUUCACAAACUGGAUUUUAGACUAUGCGAGACAUUCUGGAGCCGUUCUUGUGUCGCCAAACUACCGGCUUAUGCCCGAAUCUACCGGCUCGGACAUCUUGGAAGAUAUGGACGCUUUCUGGUGUUGGCUCCGUCAUGGUGGUGUAGACGAUAUUCUGGAGCAGGGUGGCUACCAAUAUCUCCGUAUAGAUUUGGACAGAACCUUGCUUGUUGGUGAGAGCGCUGGUGGCUACCUCGCUAUGCAAUUGGCACUCAGCUACCACGGACAAGUUCGUGGCCUAAUUGCUGCCUAUCCCAUGCUCGACAUCAUCGACAGACACUAUACGGAACCGUAUUCCAAACCCAUCAUAAAAGUGGCAAACCGUCCCAUCGAAGUGCUCGAAUGUCACCUUGAAACACUUAGGGCCGCACGUGCCGAAGGCAGGAAUCCCGUAGUUACCGAAGCCGACCCGCCUGAUCGAAUGGAACUUUCUUUCUGCAUUGUACAGAACGGUCGGUAUCUCGACUUUUUCGGUACUGGACCUCGAGGGCUUUUUCCAAUGGAUCGUAUCACAGAUAGUCAAGAUGCGGAUGCCGCCAGCGAAGGUGCGGAGUUACCGCCAAUGUUUAUAUUUCAUGGUGAGCAGGACUCGGCAGUACCGGCAGAGGGGUCGCAACGCUUCGUGCAGGCACUGAGAAAGAACAGACCAAGGGCGAGAGUCCAUUUGGAGAUCCAACCGGGAGAUCAUGGAUUUGAUUUCUCUGCUACUUUGCAGACGGAUUGGUUGAAGCAGGGUCUCAAGGUGGUUGGGCCAGCCUGGCUUGGGAGCGAAUAUGGAGAGUGA
Messenger RNA from Exophiala oligosperma, 1068 nucleotides. RefSeq lists its product as uncharacterized. The record is from RefSeq and is a predicted model, not a curated record. Lineage: Eukaryota; Fungi; Ascomycota; Eurotiomycetes; Chaetothyriales; Herpotrichiellaceae. The coding region runs from base 1 to 1068 and encodes 355 amino acids. The transcript is spliced from 3 exons. Gene Ontology annotation, molecular function: hydrolase activity.